AUGAUGGGGUCUUUUCUUUCAAGUGCCCUUGUGCUGGUUUUUGGUUAUGCAUAUCCGGCUUAUGAGUGUUUCAAAACUGCGGAGAAGAAGGAGCCAGAAGUUGGGCAACUUCUGUUUUGGUGUCGAUACUGGAUUUUAGUUGCAAUGCUUACAAUCUGUGAGAGAGUCGGGGAUGCAUUCGUUUCAUGGCUACCAAUAUACGGUGAAGCGAAGCUGGCAUUCUUCAUAUAUCUAUGGUAUCCGAAAACAAAGGGAACUGCAUAUGUUUAUAAUUCCUUCUUUCGGCCUUAUGUGGCCAAACAUGAAACGGAGAUUGAUCGCAACUUAUUGGUGUUGAGAGUAAAGGCUGGUGAUAUAGCAACUGUUUAUUGGAAAAGGGCUCUAAUUUAUGGCCAGACAAGGUUUUUUGAAAUUCUGCAAUAUGUCUCUUCUCAGUCAGCAGCAGCACCUCCUCGUUCUAAUCAAGUACUCGUGGAUAAAGAAGGGUAG
Molecule: messenger RNA, 489 nt
Organism: Juglans regia (Persian walnut)
Lineage: Eukaryota; Viridiplantae; Streptophyta; Magnoliopsida; Fagales; Juglandaceae
Product: putative HVA22-like protein g
Exons: 5
Coding region: 1-489 (162 amino acids)
Source: RefSeq, a predicted model, not a curated record